Messenger RNA from Platichthys flesus (European flounder), 1833 nucleotides. RefSeq names its product olfactomedin-like 3a (gene olfml3a). The transcript is spliced from 3 exons. Gene Ontology annotation, molecular function: protein binding. NCBI's taxonomy places the organism in Eukaryota, Metazoa, Chordata, Actinopteri, Pleuronectiformes, Pleuronectidae. Bases 98 to 1312 code for a protein of 404 amino acids. Gene Ontology annotation, biological process: signal transduction. The record is from RefSeq and is a predicted model, not a curated record.
CUCUCUGUCCGUCGCACCUCUUCACACGUGUGGCUGCACUUUGUAUACUGGUGUCACUGGUUCGUGUGAAACUCUGGGCUCACAAGGAAACUCUAAAAUGAGGCCGGUGUUGGUGCUGCUGGUUUCCACAGCCUGGACCAUGACAGCAGCUCAGUACUACUACCAGGGGCUGAUGGAUUAUCUGGAGAACAGGUUGUUGGCUAUCGAGGACCGUAUGCAGUUCUGGCACGACCAGUCCCACCGGUACCACACCGAGCUGCAGGAUUUCAAGAAGUUAACCGCCGAGGCCGUGGAUGGGCUGAGCAGCGAGCACGGCUCCCUGUUCAAAGACCUGGAAGGAGCCGCGGUCCGGGUGGACCGGGUGGAGCGGGAGAUGGACUACGUGGAGGCGCAGACUUCGCCUCGGGCCUGUGCCAGACAGGCAGAGAAGGUGGUGGAGCAGGGGGUCUGGGGGCUGGAGGAGAGCAGAGGAGAGGAGGAGGAGGAGGAAGAGGAGGACUGGGAGGAGCUGCACUCCAGAGUCUCUGACUGUGUUGAAAUCAUCUCUGGCAUCAGAUCAGUGAAGAUCCUGAAGAGAGUGGGCGGUCCCAAGGGGAUGUGGACCAGAGACCCCAGGUCCUCCAGGGUCUACGUCUUCAACGGGACUUCAGGAGACGUCAUCUAUCGGUUCAACUCUGUUCAGGACUUCUCCCGUUCUCCUGGACUCGCCGGCGGCACACAGAUCCGGCUGCCCUUUGCCUGGAGCGGCCCCGGCAGUGCUGUGCAUAACGGGUAUUUGUACUACGUGAUGCAGGAGGCUGACACAGAUCUGCAGGUCGUCAGAUAUGACCUGAUGAGUGGCACGGUGACGGAUAUCGCCAUGUUCCCUGUGGACAGCCGGGCGAGUGUGUACAACCUCAACCCGGAGACCGUGGCGGACCUCGCAGCCGAUGACGAGGGCCUCUGGCUCCUGUUCGCCACGAGUGACAGCGAGCCCAACAUCAACCUUGCUAAGAUGGACCCCGCCACGCUCGAUAUAGAACAGAUCUGGGACACCCGGUGCCCAAGGGAGAACGCGGAGGCGGCUUUUGUGGUGUGUGGGACCGUCUAUGUCGUGUACAACACCCGCCUGGUGAGUCGCUCGCGGAUCCAGUGUGUGUUUGACGUCAACGACAUGGUGAUCAGCGAGGAGGCUCCCCUGCUCUACUUCCCCAGGAGGUACGGGGCCCACGCCAGUCUGAAGUACAACCCAGAGGAGAAGCAGCUCUACGGCUGGGACGACGGAUAUCAAAUCAUCUACAGGCUGACCAUGAAGAGGAAGAUGCUGGUGUGACAGCGGGGGAGGUGGUGUCAUGUUCCCGAAGGCAAGGAGAGAAACAUAGGAGCAUUAAAUCUGUACAUAUCCCUCCCAUGAUAGGGCUUAACGUGGCCUGAGUAAUGGGAUUUCCACUGUUACUGAACAUGCCUCUGUAGGAGUCAACAAUGCAUGUGCCAGAUGCCUUCAACCCUCGAGGGAAAACCUGUUGGAAGCUUUGAACAGAGACUGGGAAGCGUUUCUCCUUUGCUUCCAGUCCCGAUGCUAAGCUAAGUUAGCCAGAUGCACUGGUUUGUAUUCUUGUAUAGCGCCAUCUUAUUUUAUUUCAAACCAAAAGUCUCCAUAUUUGGAGAAGUGGGGGGGGCAGGGGUGGAGCCUGACUGAGUCUGAGGACGCUGCAUCUACACCUGUGAUCUGCACCGAUUGGUCGGUAGUAGCUGUCAAUCACACAGCAUCCAUGCCCCAAUGCAUAUUUGACUCUUAAAGGACCAUUAUUUACUAAAUGAACCUCAUACUGUAUUGAAAACUUGAAACUAGAG